GCAUGAUCUGAUCUUGAUCCGAUCCGAUAUGAAUUGGCGGGAUUGAAUUCUUUGCAGCAUCACUCGCAGAUUCCAACCAGCUAGUCAAUAUGCCAAGCUCAUGUAAAGAGAUAAGAGCCGCACUAGCGGAAUGCCUACAGGAAUCCGAGUGCGUGAUGGUACAACGACAUACUGCGGCUGAAUGUCUACGAUCACCUCUAUCCGAGACGCUCCCGACGAAAUGCCAACAAUUAAAGAAAGGUUUUGGUGAAUGUAGGAGGGGUAUGAUCGAUAUGCGCAAACGAUUCCGCGGAAACCAACCUAUCACUUUCAAGAGUCUCGAGACGACCGAAAAAUCGGGUGAGGGGUACCAAUUAUACGCUGGCAAAUCCGCCUUCGCCGGUGCCGUCCGGAAGACGGAUGGAAACGAACCGGAGCCUCAAGAUUGGCGAGAACUAGAAAAUGAAAAAUACCGGAAAGAACAGGAAGCGCAAAAGAAAUGACCCGGACGAGACCUAAUCGUGUUACAUAAGAAAAAACUUACCAUCCAUGAACAUAUCACACAAUAAGCAUUGGGCGGCGUUGAGGGUUAGAUAGGCAUUUUCAAGCGUCUCUUCCCACGUAGAGCUAAUUUCUCGGAUGAUUCUUAGGCAUGGCUGGCAAUAGUCGACUCUACUCAAACACAAAUAUUAUACCCUAUAGAACACUCUGUCACAACCUCUGUUGAACUACCGCCGAUUUCGAGACCCGGUAUCCCCACCUCAAUACAAAGAUGUCAAGUGCAGUGUCUCAAUCAAAAACGUCACA
This is a messenger RNA of Hypoxylon trugodes, 786 nucleotides long. Its product is annotated as cytochrome c oxidase assembly protein PET191-domain-containing protein. NCBI's taxonomy places the organism in Eukaryota, Fungi, Ascomycota, Sordariomycetes, Xylariales, Hypoxylaceae. Gene Ontology annotation, biological process: mitochondrial respiratory chain complex IV assembly. Bases 90 to 482 code for a protein of 130 amino acids. Gene Ontology annotation, cellular component: mitochondrion. The transcript has 2 exons. The record is from RefSeq and is a predicted model, not a curated record.